This is a messenger RNA of Medicago truncatula (barrel medic), 2319 nucleotides long. RefSeq names its product amino-acid permease BAT1 homolog. The coding region runs from base 738 to 2294 and encodes 518 amino acids. Lineage: Eukaryota; Viridiplantae; Streptophyta; Magnoliopsida; Fabales; Fabaceae. The transcript has 8 exons. Gene Ontology annotation, biological process: transmembrane transport; gamma-aminobutyric acid transport. The record is from RefSeq and is a predicted model, not a curated record. Gene Ontology annotation, cellular component: membrane. Gene Ontology annotation, molecular function: L-lysine transmembrane transporter activity; L-glutamate transmembrane transporter activity; gamma-aminobutyric acid transmembrane transporter activity.
GAUAAUAUCGUAGUAUAAAUUAAUAAAACAUUUAUCAAUGGUGAGAGCCGGCUGAGAGUGGGUUUGACUAUAUUGGUGUGACACAUUUAGGACUUUUGGACAAAAUAAACGAUCUAAAUUAGGACUUUUGGACAAAAGAAAGCAACAUAAUAUUAAUAUUAUUCUGGACCGGGCAAAAGGAUCUUUGACCCAUUUACUUAGGCCCAAUACCAUCCAAAGUCCAAACACCGCGUUUGACAAAAUUACUCGCGAAACACCCCUCCCACGCGAGGGGGUGCACGGAACGAAAGAGACCGGUUCAAAUGAACCCCAACGUCUCUUUCCACGUUCCCGCAAUAAACUCACAUGCGGUUAUACUCUACGAUUUCGUAACCGUCAGAGUAAAACCCUCCACCUCUAUAAAAUAAGGGACUCAAUGCAGUCAUAAGGUAGAAUUUUUCUUCCCUCCCAUCCGCUCCAAGAAGCAUUCUGACGUAUUCAACCAUCGUCACAACCACCACAUUCACGACACCGGCAGUCACCUUCUGAUUAGGUACCAUCAAAUAUAUUCAUUUAUGUUGAGAAUGUCUCUAAAGCGUAGAGCAAGUCAGAGUGAAAAACAAAUAAUUUGAACGAUUGAUGAAUAAAUCAACUAUGAUUUAUAUUAUGUACCUAAAUUUGACAAUAACAAAGACACUUUGACUCUUUGCUGCUCUAUUUCUUGACUGUAAACAAGAAAGAUCUCUGCCACAGGAAACAUGACACUCCCAGCUCAUGUUGUUACCAAUGGUGAUGUUUCACUCGACUCUGGUCAUAACCGUCUCCUUCAACUUGGUUACAAACAAGAACUCAAGCGCGACCUCUCUGUGGUUUCAAACUUUGCACUCUCUUUUUCUAUUAUAUCAGUGCUCACUGGUAUCACCACCCUCUACAACACUGGGUUGAACUAUGGUGGCCCAGUUUCUAUGCAAUAUGGUUGGUUUUUGGCUUCUGCUUUUACCAUGCUUGUUGCACUUUCAAUGGCUGAAAUUUGUUCAGCUUUUCCAACUUCCGGUGGUCUUUACUAUUGGAGUGCCAAACUUGCUGGCUCCAAAUGGGCACCUUUUGCCUCCUGGAUUACUGGCUGGUUCAAUAUUAUUGGCCUGUGGGCAGGGACAACAAGUGUAGAUUUUUCACUCGCACAACUCAUUCAGGUCAUCAUUCUCCUUAGUACUGGUGGAAAAAAUGGUGGUGGAUAUGUAGCAUCUAAAUAUGUAAUUAUUGCCAUCCAUGGUGCAAUUUUGCUCCUUCAUGGUAUAAUAAACAGCCUUCCUAUAUCUUUGUUAUCGUUCUUAGGACAACUCAGUGCUAUCUGGAAUGUUUUUGGUGUUUUUGUGCUUAUGAUUCUCAUUCCAUCUGUUGCAACGGAAAGGGCUAGUAACAAAUUUGUUUUCACUCAUUUCAAUGCUGAAAAUGGGGAUGGAAUCAAUAGCAGACCCUGCAUGUUUCUCUUGGGACUUCUAAUGAGUCAGUAUACACUUAGUGGCUAUGAUGCAUCAGCUCAUAUGACAGAGGAAACUAAAGGUGCUGACAGGAAUGGACCAAAAGGAAUUAUAAGCGCUGUUGGGAUAUCUAUUAUUGUAGGAUGGGGUUACAUAAUCGGUAUUACCUAUGCAGUUACUGAUAUCCCUUACCUUUUAAGUGAAAACAAUGAUGCUGGUGGAUAUGCCAUUGCUGAGAUAUUUUAUCAAGUAUUCAAGACAAGAUAUGGAAAUGGAAUUGGAGGUAUUAUUUGCUUGGGAAUAGUUGCCGUUGCCAUUUUUUUCUGUGGUAUGGGUUCAGUUACCAGCGUAUCAAGGAUGGCUUAUGCUUUUUCGAGAGACGGGGCAAUGCCAUUUUCAUCUUUGUGGCAUAAAGUUAACAACCAGGAUGUCCCCAUAUAUGCAGUCUGGCUUUCUGUUUUUAUAUCAUUUUGCAUGGCCCUAACGUCUCUUGGAAGUAUAGUGGCAUUUGAAGCCAUGGUGUCCAUAGCAGUGAUUGACUUAUACAUUGCUUAUGCUCUUCCCAUCUUCUUUAGGGUGACCUUGGCACGAAAGUAUUUUGUUCCAGGGCCUUUCAACUUGGGUCGUUAUGGAAUCAUUGUUGGGUGGGUUGCAGUUAUUUGGGUGGUGAUCAUAUCCAUCCUCUUCUCAUUGCCUGUUUCCUACCCAAUAACGAUUGAGACACUUAACUACACACCUGUUGCACUUGGAUGCUUGAUCAUUCUUAUACUUUCUUACUGGAUACUUAGUGGUAGGCAUUGGUUUAAAGGACCUAUAACCAAUUUAGAACACUGAAAUUAUGUACACUAUUUUAGUAAAU